Oikopleura dioica is the source of this 4755-nucleotide messenger RNA. Lineage: Eukaryota; Metazoa; Chordata; Appendicularia; Copelata; Oikopleuridae. The record is from the annotation of a GenBank genome assembly.
AUGAAGAUUUUUGCGCCGCUCCUUGGGGUGACGCUCGGCAAUCAAGAGAUGGACGAUAGUCCAGCUCUUCAACGUGCCGCCUCAUUCGCCGGUGGGCGCGAUCGAGUAUGUGGAUCGUACCGAUCGAUGCACAACGGAACUAUUGCCGAAACCGUCGAACUUGGGCCAGAAGAAACUUGCAUCUUCCGAUUCAAGGCCGACAACGAACAUCUUCUCGAGAUCAUCAAGCUGCAGUUGGAUGUCGACUGUGACGCUGGUGAGAUGUGGCUCUUUACUGACAAUGAACAGAUGGGACCCUUCUGUAACGACAGCAAGCGAAAGCGACGAUCUAUCCACGAGCACGGUAAUUUUGACAAUACCUUUACCCCCCAGACGACUAAACGAACAACUACUCGUCGACCAACCACGACGAGAAGAACCACGACUAGACGAACAACUAGGGCACCUCAGCCACAAACCACUAAGGCGACAACACAAGCCCAAGUGGAUAAUGAAGAACCAGAAGAGGAAACCACUUCUAAUGUCGAUCCAGGAACCCCUAGCACCUUCGAAUUCUCCAAUUCAGAUGCGUCCAUGCUCGAGGGAUCAUCUUACGACUCCUCCGAAGUCGAUAUGGUCAUGAAGAACGGCCAGCGCAUCAAGUUCUCAUUUGGCUUCAAUUUCAACUUUGAGCUCCUUCCCGGUCUUCCUACUGCUGGCAGUGGACUUUGCGGCUGGAAGAACAUCAAGGCCUCCAACUCUGCCUUUUACGCUAUCAAGGAUCAAGCUUCUGAUCCAGAACAAGCUAUGGCUGUCUAUGCUGAUCUCACCGAGAGCAUGUACGAGUUCAACUGCUACUUCGAUAAAUUCAGAAGCGAAUGCGGUGGCUCCUCUCCCGUCAAAGUCCAAUGCCAUCACACCAAAUGGGGCAACUCCGAGAAGCCCCUCCUCAAAAGCGUCGAAGCCAUCAUCGAUGCCCAAUGCGCUGACUGCUCUGCCAACGGAAUCUGCUCCGACUGGUACAGCAAGCUCGGUCUCCUCCAAGGAUUGAUGGGCGACGGCGGCAGCUAUGAACCAUACAAUGUCGUUACCGAGGCUCCAGAGCCAGAGUGCGAUUAUGGCCAGCAGUACAACGGUCAAUAUUGCGAAAACAUCUGCGCCGACGGCGAGGAAUAUGGCGAAGAUGGCUGCUACACUCCUUGUGAUGAAGACCAGUGUGCUGCUGACAACGCUUGCCCCAACAACUCCAUCUGCACUGAUUUGUGCGAAGGCUACGAGUGCACUUGCGAGGAGGGCUACCACAAUCACGACGGCAAGUGCUGCCACGAUGAUCGAUGCGCCACCGUCGAGUGCCCAGCUAACUCAUCCUGCCAGAAUAAUGGAUGCACCAAGUACAAGUGCGUCUGCGAUGACGGCUACGUUAAGGACGCCUAUGGCGAGUGCGUCGAAGAAUGCGAUGUUGAUCCUUGCGCCGGAAACCCCUGCGGAGCCAAUGCCAAGUGCAACGCUCAAUGCAAGGGAUACGAAUGCACCUGCAAAAACGGCUACUCCGGUGAGGACUGCACUCCAGAUGACCUUUGCGAUUCGUACUACAAGCCAAACUGCAAAUCUUGCGAAAGAUGCAACAACGGCGAGUGUACACUCAAGGGCGGUUGGUACAUCGACGCCUACGGCAACUGCCAGAAAAAGGAGAACGAAUGUAUGCUCAACACGGACAACUGUGGUGACUAUGCCAACUGCGUCGACACCCUUGACGGUUACGAGUGCCAUUGUGCCGAUGGAUACGUUGAUGUGAACGGAGACGGUACCGAAUGUACCCAUCCUUACUACACCGAGACCGGAGAAUGCAACCUCGCCGAGUACUCCGCCUUUACCGACAAGAAAUUUGAAGCUGUUUCCUUCAAGACUUCGUACGAUCAUCAAACUGCCAUCCAUUACUGGAAUGAGAUCACCGCUCAGCUUUCCAAGCUUGGUGAAGCUGCUCGAGCCAUCAGCUGCGCACCAGAAGCUGGUAUCAUCGGAUGCAAGUGGAUCGAUUACACCAAGGAUGCCACUGCUUGCGAAUGGGUCCACACACUCGAAACUGUCAUCGAUCAAGUCAAGCCCAACUGCAACAACGAAUGGUCCGAGUUCUACCUUGGCAAACUUGACAAACUUCGAGAAGCAACUUGCGACGAGCCAAACGACUGUGAGGAUGGCAACCACAACUGCCACCCUAACGCUGACUGCAUCGCCAAGGCUGCCGUCUACGGUCAGACUUACUCCGGAUUCAAGUGCAAGUGCAAGGAAGGCUUCUACGGAAAUGGUAAAAAGUGCGAGCCAGAAAUCAACGAAUGUGACGAGGGUAUGCACAAGUGCCACCAACACGCUGAUUGUGUCGAUAUCCAGGCUGGUUACAAGUGCGUCUGCAAGGAUGACUACGUCGGAAACGGAUACAAAUGCUCAAUCCCAGUCAACGAGUGCGUUGAAGGAACUCACGAGUGCCACGACUACGCCGAUUGCUUUGACACUGACAAUGGCUACUACUGCAAGUGCCGUGGUAAAGAAGGAUACGUCGGCGACGGAAAACAAUGCACGGGACCUGAAGACGAGUGCGCCACUGGAACUCACACUUGCCACGAAGAAACCACUAUCUGCGUCAACACCUACGCUGGAUUCACCUGCAAAUGCAAGGAUGGCUACAGCGGCGACGCAAUGAAAAUGUGCUGGCCACCACUUACCUGUCCAGAUGGAUUCUUCGAUGAUACCUACCCUGGAGACUUCGACAACGGAUUGUGCUCAAUGAAAUACACUAAACCAUGCUGGGCCGAUUUGUACUCCACCAUCUACGCCGCUGGUGUCAAGGUCUGCAAGAAGAACGAUGCUGCUACUCGAUUCGCCCAGUUCUCCAAGGAAAUGUUCGCCCUCGGUAAGGCGUACGAGAAAAAAUUCGGUUCUGCUACCAGCCACUUCCCAACUUCUGAACGAUACGGCGCUGAAUGCGCUGUUGAGGCCGGUGCUGUCCCAUGUGAACUCCUCAACUUCAACGACAUUGUUGACGCACAGGACCUGUACAACCGAGUCGAGAGACUUUUCAACCACGUGUUCGACCAAUGCGAUCCCGUUUACAAGGCCAAGUGGGAGCAGUGGCUCGCUUACUACCAUAACGCUCUUAUCUGCCCAGUCAACGAAUGCAAGGACCCCAACCUUUACGAAUGUCACGAACACGCCACUUGCGUCGAUCGAGCUGUUGGAUACGAAUGCGUCUGUAACAAACACUACUACGGCGAUGGAAAAGACAGCUGCGAGAUGAUCGACUAUUGCUCUGAUUCAGGACUUUGCCCAGCUUACUCUACUUGCACCAACCUCAGCCCAGGAUACGAAUGCAGCUGCAUGGACGGAUACAUUAAGAGAGGCAGCAAAUGCGUCCAAGUCGACCCCUGCACCAUCAACCGAGGAGGUUGCCACGACCAUGCUACUUGCCACUCCACCCUCGUCGGCUCCGUCUACAACCACGUCUGCAAGUGCAAGGCUGGAUACACUGGUAAUGGCUUCGAAUGUACCCCUAUUGAUGCUUGCGCCGAGCACAACUGCGAUGAUAAUGCUUCCUGUGUUCCAUACAAGCAAGUCACCAGCGAACAAGAUUACGACUGCGUUUGCAACGAGGGUUUCACUGGUAAUGGUUUCCGAUGUGACGUCUACGUCGAUCCAUGUGUUGAUAUCACUUGCCCCGAAAACGCUGAGAAAUUCGCCUACCAGGAUGCUUACGGAAACGAGCAGUGCCAGUGCAAGUGCAAGAACGGCUUCAAGAUGGUUGGCGACAAGUGCGAAUCUACUGAUAAGUGCUACAAUGUCCAAUGCGGUGAGGGUCAAAGCUGUUACAAUGGAAUCUGCAGUGACAAUACCGUUAUUGAGAACCCAUGUGGAAACUGUCACAAGCACGCCUACUGUAUCACAAAUACUUAUACCAACACUCACAAAUGCGCUUGCGCCAAGGGCUACGAAGGUGACGGAUUCUACUGCAAGGAAGCCGCCAAAUGUAACACCUACUGCGCACAAGGAGCCGAAUGCCGAGGAGGUGUGUGCGUCUGCCCAGUCGGCUUCUGGUACGAUACACGAACCAAGAAGUGCGUCGACGUUGACGAGUGCAGUCCAAACAAGAAGGGCGAGACCAAGAACAACUGCAACCCACAGGCUUCAUGCAAAAACACCAACGGCGGCUUCAAGUGCACUUGCAAUGACGGCUACUUUGGAGACGGUGUCACUUGCCAGAAACAGGGCGGUGGCGGCAAUUCCGCUUACUCCGAGUCUGGAACCAGCAGCUACACUAGCCAUCGAGAGCCAGUCGAGAGUUCCUUCUACAACUACCAAGGAACGGACACCAGUCUCUACACAAGCCUCGGCGAUGGCGAAUGCUCGUUGAUGGGAUUCGAGUGGGGUAACCUUGAAAGGCUCAUGUCCCAACAGCAAUGGACUUCAAAUCCAGGUGUCGCCCAGAACUACAUGUCUCAGAUCGUCACCGAAUUCCAAUAUCUCGGUCAACAAGUCCUCGCCCGUAACAGCGCUCAAUGCGACCUCAACAAGGCUGGCGCUGUCAAAUGCUCACUUCUGUACUUCCCCCACACUGAACACAGAUGUCAGCUCGUCCAGCGACUCGCGGCGAUCUACGAGGAUGUCGCUGCGAACUGUAACAUGGCCUGGGAGCGCAAAUACGGUGACAUGAUGAACUACCUUCUCGCUAACAACCAAGACGGUAGAAAGGGUGCCGCCUGCGAUCCUGUCGAGUAUCUGCCUUAA